This is a messenger RNA of Ceratosolen solmsi marchali, 7002 nucleotides long. Its product is annotated as calcineurin-binding protein cabin-1. The transcript has 21 exons. Gene Ontology annotation, biological process: chromatin organization. Gene Ontology annotation, cellular component: nucleus. Lineage: Eukaryota; Metazoa; Arthropoda; Insecta; Hymenoptera; Agaonidae. Gene Ontology annotation, molecular function: nucleosome binding; protein binding. The record is from RefSeq and is a predicted model, not a curated record. The annotation marks the transcript as partial.
AGCAGUGUUUUAAAUUUAUGAUAUAAGUGCUAAUGAAAAUUAUCGAAAAAUAUGAUGAAAAUAAUAGCAUUGAAUGAAGUAAUAACUCAUGAAAAUGAAGAUGAAUUGACUAAUGCGCUUACCAAAGAAGCUCAAGAGCAAGUUGCACUGAAUGAAUAUAAUCGUGCACUAGAAUUACUUAUAACUAAUAAGAAAAAUGAAGCCCUAAAUGUUUUAAUAGAACUUCUUAAUACAGACCUUCUAGAUAAAGUAAAUAAACCACAAGUGAUGGAUGGACGUUCAAGACCAAUGCUAUCACUGAAAUAUUCAUGUUUUAAAAAUAUUGCGAGUAUACAGGCUGAAUUACAGAAUUAUCAUGAAGCUUUAUAUAAUUAUUGGGAAGCUGCUAAUUUAGAUGAUUCAGAUGUUGUGCUUUGGUAUAGAAUUGGUAUAAUGGCUACUAAAAUAUCCAAUUUAGAUUUAGCUUGUUUUGCUUAUAAAUAUGGUCUUAAACGAAAUAAGAAUCAUUGGCCAUCAUUGGAUAACAUUAUUACUGUUUUAUAUGCUAUUCCUGAUUAUAUGAAUUGCUUAUUAUAUAUUUCUAUGGCUUUAGAAAGAGAUCCUACCUAUAUCAAAGGUUUAGCAUUUCGUCAAAAAAUUUUUAAUGACAUUAAAAUAUAUAAUAGUGAUUGGGUGCAAGAUCCUUUAUUUGAUACCAAAUAUGAUAAAGUAGAGGGAAAUUUACUUCUUAACAAAGCCACUGAGCUUAAACAAAAAUGGAUGAAAUCAUCAAAAAUAGAAUUUUCAAAACCACCUAUUGAUAUGUCUUUAAGAAGAGCAUUAUCACAAUAUUCUUGGUUAGAGCUUGGAAAAAGUUUAGUUGACAUGCAUAGAUGUAUUAUUGAUAAUAACUUGAAUUUUAUUAGCCAUGUUACAUUAAAUGUUUCCAAAUGGUAUGAACCUAAGAUUUCUGAUAAUACAAGUACAAUUUGUACAGAACUGUAUUCAACAAAUAAAAUCCCAGGACAAGCUAUUUGUAAUAACAUUGAAAGUAAUAGUAAAUUUUAUAAGAAUGAAAUUCUGAUUAAGGAAAAUUCUGUUAGUCCAAUGGAUAUUAUGUUUAAUGUAAAAAAAUUAGACAGUGAUAUUAAUGCUUCUCAAUCUAGUGAUUUUAAUAAUAAACAAUUUGAAAAUGAUGAAUUAACUGUAAAAGAUAAAAAAGGGAAGAGCCAGAAAGUAAAGAAACGUCGUAGGAGUUCUCUAUGUUUUUUAACACAAUGGGCAUGGAGUAAUAGUAAUAUAAAACGCUCAUCUAGAGUUAGAACCUCAGGUCGUAAGGAAUAUGAAAGAGAUGGUGUUUUAUUAGAAGAAACUUUUAAACGAAUUUUUCCAUCAUCAUUAUUACCUGAUAAUACUACGUUCACAAAAAAAGAACUUUUAAAAAAUAAUGAUGAUUCUAUGGAUACUAUAGAUUUAUGUACUUUCAUUGCUAAUAAAGAAAGUACUUUUGUUGAUGAAACAAAAAAUAUUGAAUGUUCCAAAUCUGCUGGUCCUACUAAUGAGGAUCAACUAAAAUAUUUUGGAACUGAACAGGAAAAUAUUGAUGUAAAUGAAUUUAUUAAUAAACACACAGGACAAAGUAAUAUAUUAACAAUAAUAAUAAAAUUCUUAGACUUUUUAUGUACUAAAUGGAAUUUUGAAUGGCCUGAGGAAUUGCCUGAAUUAUAUAUCCAAUCCUAUUUUUGUAUGAGAAAACAUAUACAAUAUUCUUCUCCAUUUAUUGAAAAUGUCGAUGAAUGUAUGUUAAAACUGGAUGCUGAAAAAACUUUAUUGUUUUGUGAAUUGUACACAGAUAAAUGGUUAUCGUCUAAACCUUGCAUCUUAUCAGCAUGCAGUUUAAAUAGAUUGGGAAUUGGAAUAUUAUCUGAGGACUUAGGAUACAUAAUGUUUUGCAAUACAAAAAAUGAGAUGUACAAUGAAAAACCUAUCGAUUUUCUAUUACGAUCAUUAUGGCUAAAAGCAAAUAUUUUUUUAUAUCAAGGUGAUACAGAGAUUGCUUUGAAAACUUUAGAAUUGUUACUAUGUCAUAUGCAACGGAUUCAAACGGAUGUAUGUAAGCCUUUUCUUAAAUUGGCAAACUGCAAAUAUAAUUCUACUAUAAAUAUAAAGAAUGUUCAAAAAAUGCUAACAUUUAUUCAAAGAGGGAAAAAAUUUUGUAAAAUAAAAUAUCUUUAUCAUGAAAAACAAUACGAAGAACUAUCAUAUAUAUUAAAAGAAACAUUUCAUUUUUCAAAACAUACAAAUAACUUUUUAUUAUGUAAAGAAGUACCAGUUGAUCGGGUAGAGCAUUUGAAAAUAUUAUUAGAUACCUUAUGGCAACUUCGACAACACGAGGAUUGUUACGUAUGGGCAGAAGCCUGUCUUCAUGAAUCAUGGUAUAAUUAUUUGCAUACUAUAAAUUCUUGUGCAAAUGAGGAUGAAAGAAAUAAGUGGACGAGGUCAGUUUUAUUUGCAUUAGAAAAAUUAGAGGCAUGUGUUAUAGAAGUCAGUACAUUCAUUGUAAGAUAUUUAUCUGAGUCUCGUCGAACACGUCUUGUACAAAAUUUGGUUCACAUUGUAUGUCAUCAAUUAGAUGUAUUAGAUAAUACACCAUCUAUGCAAAUAGAAAGUGUUUCACCUUGGAUAAUUCUACAUUUUAUUCUUCAACACGAGGAAGAUAAGCAACGAGCGAAAUCUGUAUCAACUUUAAAAUAUAAGAUGCAUAACUCGAUACAUUCGGAUGAAGAAGAUGAUGAAGAUUUUCCGGCAUCUGUGACAAUUUUAUUAAAAGCACAUGAAUUUCUCGGUCGCCAUGGUUGGUGUUGUAUAUGCGAAGGAAAACUUUUAUUAUUUAUAUUAAAGUUCAUAAUACCUAGAUUGCAGUUUCCAUUGUAUGCAACCAUUAAACGAAAAUUAAAAGAAUCGGUGGAACAGAUAAUUUAUUGUUUAUAUGGACAUCCAUCAAAAUUUAAUACUGGUUCUAGAUCAAAACCAAAGUAUAUUGAAGAACACAUUAAAACUACUAUAAAUUUGUCUUGGGAAACUUGUCAACUUCUUUUCGAAUUUUAUAAGCCAGAUGUUUUACCUAGUUUUGAAUCCAAACGAGUUGAUUCUAUUAAUUUGGAUACUGUUCUUUUAUUUAAAAAAAUAUGUCUACAUAUUCCAGUGGAUAGUGAUCCUACGAAAAUAGCUGAUGAAAUGAGUUCUUACUUACUUGGGACUAAAGACAAGUUACCUAGUGUGAAGAAAUCAUUACCUAAUCAUAUUUCUUAUAUUUAUUACUUAAUUGCUGAUCAUUAUUUUAAGGCAGCAUCAAAUCAGUCAUGGUCGAGUGCAGCUAAAUAUUAUAUAUUUGAUUUAUGUUUACAUCCACGAGAACUGAAUUCUUGGGCUGGAUUAGCAAUGUCAACUAGCACAUUAAUGGAAACAUGGCUCAAUAAUUUUCAACCGAAUAUUAAUGAAGAAAAGUACCUGGCAAAAGCUAAAAUAGCUCAACGAAGCUAUCAGCACGCAAUUGAACUAGUGCCGUCUCAUCUGACGAUAUGGACUGAAUUUGGAAACUUUUUAUAUACCGUCCAUUCUUUUUGUUCGCGUUUAUUAAAACAAGAAAGUGACUCUUUGAAUAUGAAAAGAUUUCGGAUUUUAGAAACAAAGAAGGAAGAGAUGCUUGAUGAAGCUAAAGAUUGUUUUGCAUCUGCUAACAAUAUUUAUACUGCUUGUCAAGGAAUGGACGAGCAAGACGAACGAUGGUUAUAUCAAUAUAUGUUAGCCAAAAUUGCGGAAAAGAAGAAUCAAGAUCCACCGAUUUUUUUAAAACAUUAUUCCAAGGCAAGUGAUUUACUUUGCGAAAAUAAUGCUGAAUAUCCUAAGCGAAUUAAUCAUAAAAAUCCACAAAAUUUAUCGAUUGAAGCCCUGGAAGUUUAUUAUAGAAUUCAUGCUAGUAUUUUAAAGUAUUUAGAUCAACACGAAGGUAAACCUCUUAAAACGUCAAUUGCCACAGUACUUGAAAAUAAUCUGAAACAUUGUAUGCAAAAUCCUUUUAUGAAAUACGAUUCGAUUUUUAAAAGCAUUUCAAAAGAAGGCAAUAACGUAAUAAAUCAAACAAACAUUACAAUUCGAAAGCAAUCGUUUAAUGUAAAAGAUGAUGAACUUAUUAGUUAUUAUGCCAAACCAACAAUAAUAAAUAUAAAUAAAUCAGACCUUCGAAAAAGAUAUAAUGAUGAAUUGAUUACAAUAAGUGACGUUAAAAAAUUAAAACUAAGUAGUAUGUCUCACUUGCAAUUAAUGCAGGAUGUUGUUGCUUUAAUUGAUGAUCUUAUAACAAAAGUAUGUGAUAAAGUUUCACCUAAAGAGUCUCAAAAAGAACAAAACCCGGUAUCUAAAUCUGACUUAAAUGAUUCAUUUAGCUCUAUUGUUAUAACAUCACCAAAAAAUUCAAUAAUUCAAUAUUUUAUGGAUAACUCGUUAAAAGAAGAAAUAAAAUUAAACGAAGAAAAAAGUAUCUUAAUAAUCGAUGACACAGAUAAAAAUAAAUGUGAAACAAAGUGGUUUCAAAAUGAAGAUUUACAUACAGGAAAUUCACGUAAAUCCGAAAAGCUAGACGAUAAAAAAAAGAAUAUAAAAAUUGAAAGAGCUUUAAGCCGUAGAAGUUCUCAGGAAAGUACAACUACCACUCAGACUAGUACUAGCGAAACUAAUAACUCUACUUCUAGUAGUAGUGAUGAUUCCAGCACUACCGAUGAUUCUUCAGAUACUUCUAGUUCGACUGACAGUGAUAGUGAUUCAAUCGACAGCAAUCUAGACAGAAAAAAGAAAGAGUCUGUGAACGAAUAUACUUAUUUAACAGAGGAAGAUAAUAUUAAAUUAAUUGAAUAUUGCCUUUCUGGCCUAGAACAAUGCAUUCUACGGUUUCCGGAACAUUAUAAGUCAAUAUAUCGUUUAGCAUAUUUUUUCUUCUAUAAUAAAAUUUUUAAAAAUAUACUUAAAUGUAAACAGUUAUUAUUAGGUACAUACGAAUGUCAAUUUUAUAAAAAUCAAACUAUUCAAGGACUUUUUGCCGAGAGAAAGAAUACUAAUUUUUUUAACGGAAUAUGGCGUAUUCCGAUUAAUGAAAUCGAUAGACCUGGAAGUUUUGCAUCACAUAUGUCAAGAUGCGUUGUACUUUUAAUGCAAGUGUUAAAAGAGACUGGUGAUGGUCGAAUGCUUAUAGAAUUAUGUAUUCAAUUGAGAAAAAUACCGGAUCCAGACAAAAAAUAUUUAAGAGAUUCUGAAAGAGAACAGUUAUCUGGUCAAGCCUUAACCUUGUGUUUACAAUGCUUUCGAAAUAAAAUCAAAACUAUGAGUAUAGAAAGUACUUCAAUGGAGCACUGUAAUAAUCGUAUAGAAGAUCAAAUGCAAGUUUUAUUAGAUAUUUAUCAUGUUUAUCAAAAUAUAAAAAAUAUACAAGAAUAUGAAGUUUUAGAAAUUCCAAAAGUGCGAAAAUUGCUUGAAGAUGGAUAUGUCUUAUAUAUUGGAAAUCCUAAUAUACAUGGAAAUAUUUUUGAAUUAGCAAAGGAAUGUUGCCGUCAAAAAAUUCGAGUAAAUAAAACUGGACCAUCACUUAUUGAUCCAAAUGCCCAUGCACAACCAUUUGGAGAUAUAAUACUACCUUCUCCAAUUACAAAUUCGCCUGCAUCAUCAAAUAUGUCAUUUGUCUCAAAUAAUCGUAAAUCUCAGAAGAGUCCAUCAAUUAGUGGAAGACCACGUGGACGACCCCCAGGGAUACAAAAAUUCCCUCAAUUAAUAAAUAGUGAUUCAUUAUUAAUUAAAAAUGAAUAUAGUUCUAACCAUUCAUCUACUAAUACUACAUACGUAUCCAAUACGAAUACGUUAUCCAGUAAUUCGUAUUAUAUUAAUCCAUUCUUGGAACCAAAUAUACUUGCUGCUAUGUUUGGACCAAGUUUUAAUGCAAAUAUAAUAGAUUCUGCAAUGAAUUAUUUUAAUCAAGCUGGUACAUAUCAAGAUAUUAUUCAUCGUUAUCAGGACAAUGUAAACACUAUUCCACAUCUAAAAUCAAGUUAUAACAAAAAGAAUUCUGGGAAUUUCUCAAAAAUGUACGUUGAAAAUCAUCUACCUGUUACUGACAGUAAUUUAAAUAUUGAAAAAGAGAAGCCUGAUAUAUCAAUUACACCAGUUACUAAUAUCAUACGUCGAAAACCGAAAUCAGUGAAAUUAGCUGCACAUGAUACACAACACGAAGUGUCAGAUAUGUCCUUGCAAAUUCCGAAAUCAGUAAAAAUAACACCAUGUUCACGACUUCCUUUAUUUAAAACAACCCAUAAUCAGCAUGUUUCGCAAUUAGAAAGUGAUCACCAAAUGUCUUUAAUCGCAAAUUCACUAUCAUCAGGAAAUAGUGUAAGCCGAAAUUGUAUUACUGUUCCGCAAUCAACUCACACUACAGUUCCAAGGUUUGGUAUAAAUACAUCAGCUUCACAGCCUGGUACAUCUUUACAGCAUAAACUAUUAUCUAAAAAGCAUGGUCAACAUCCUUAUCAAUUAGUUGGAAUACAUAAACCUAAACCAACCAAAAAUAGCUUGCCGAGUAAUCACUCAAAUCCAAUUAAAAGCGUUUCUACACCUUAUAAAACUACAAACUCCUCCAUUGCUUCGUUCGAUCCAACAACUUUACAUUCAACAAAAUGUAUAAAAUUACAUCCUUGUUUAGAAAAAUCUAUAAAUACAAAUGUUGCUGAGGUACCUAUUUUGACGAAUAGUUUUAAAAAUACUAUCAAAGAUAGUAAUACAUUAUCUACUCUUUCUCAAUUACAACAACACUCUCAUUUAGAAAUUAUUCCUCAAAUAAAUCAUGUUAAACAAGAUAUUAAUGCAAUAAAUAAUCCUCGUAGAUCAAUUGAAAUGGAAAACCCAUGUAGUACAAUAAGUCUAUUCAGUACAGAGAGUGUUUCAGUUUAUGAAAUGUCUAAAUGUAAAAUACAUAAUACUCCU